Miscanthus lutarioriparius is the source of this 219-nucleotide messenger RNA. Lineage: Eukaryota; Viridiplantae; Streptophyta; Magnoliopsida; Poales; Poaceae. The record is from the annotation of a GenBank genome assembly.
AUGGCGAGCAUCUUCUUCUCCGAGGUCGCGCCGUGGCAGCUCGUCCCCGCCGUCGCCCCGCCGAGGCAGGCCAAGCUCGACACCAUCGUCGAGGACGAGGAGGACAUCUCCAGCGUCGUCAGCAUGGCGCACGACGCGGCCGCCGGGUGCUGCUGCUUCCAGGGUGGGGCUUCUUCUUCGUCAUCGUCAGCUUCGGUGGCGGGCGGCGGCUGCUCCUGA